AUGGGGAAGGAGGGAUAUGCUGAAGAAUGGGCCUGUUCUUCCCUGGACACAAGUGGAAUGGAGGAGGAGCAGACGAACCACAACAACCCAGCCAUGAAUAGCUGUCAAAGCUCAGAGACUGAGACAUCUGUGGACAAGUCUACACUCGACAGGAUGUUACCUGGGUGGUUUUUAAUUCUUGGGACUCUAUUUGCUCAGGUAGCCCAAAGUUUGGGUGCAAAUCACCGCUACGUUAAUCGGAACUGCUACACCUGCUUCAGCGGAUACAAUGGAUAUCACUCAGAUGUCAAUGAGUGCCAAGUCCACAAUGGAGGCUGCCAGCACAGAUGUGUGAACACCAGAGGAUCUUACUACUGCGAGUGUAAUCCAGGCUUCCGCCUGCAUAUCGAUGGUCGUACUUGCAUCGCUGUGCUCUCCUGUGGCAUCAAUAACGGAGGCUGUGAGCACCAGUGUGUCCAGCUCUCUUCAGCCCAAUUCCAGUGCCGCUGCAGACACAACUACGAUCUUACAGCUGAUGGCAAACACUGCAAAUUGAGAAACCCAUGUGCAAAAAGGAAUGGUGGCUGCAUGCACACAUGUCAUAGUGUGGGCAGUAUUGCCCAGUGCUCCUGCCACAGAGGCUACACACUGGCGCGGGAUCACAAGAGCUGUGAAGACAUUGAUGAAUGUCAAACCGGGCAGGCUACUUGUGCUCAUGAUUGCCAAAACAGCCCUGGUUCUUUCUCCUGCAUCUGUAACCCUGGAUUUGAACUAGGCACUGAUGGCCUUAAGUGCUACCGAAUUGAAAUAGAGAUAGUGAACAGCUGUGAGUCUGGGAACGGAGGCUGUGCACAUCACUGCCAGCAUGGCAGACUGGGACCUGUUUGCAGCUGUAACCGUGGGUACCAACUUGAUGAAGACCUUAAGACUUGUUUAGACGUGGAAGAGUGUGCGGAGGGGAGUGCAUGCUGUGAACAGGACUGCACCAACUAUCCCGGUGGAUACGAAUGUUACUGCAGGGCAGGAUACAGACUAAAUGCAGAUGGUUGUGGAUGUGAUGAUGUAGAUGAGUGUAUGUCUGAUAAUGGAGGAUGUGAUCAUACAUGCCAGAAUACAGCUGGGUCUUACCAGUGCUUCUGCCAUCUGGGACACCGCCUGGCUGAGGACAAACACUAUUGCAUUCCUCUAGAUAAAGCAGUAGAAGCACUGUCAGUUAAAACCCUAUCCCAUCGCAUUGUGGUCGAGAGGCCGUUUUCAGAGUUAACUCUGAUGCAGGACUAUCCGCAGCCUUUGGAACGUUAUGAUGAUUAUGAAGAAGGCAGCUUUGGAGAACUGCGAGCCGAGAGUACCAUCACACAUACGUUUGUGUGUCUGAGCAAGACAUUUGGUCACGACUGCAGUCUGACAUGCGAGGACUGUUCUAAUGGUGGAGUUUGUAACGAAGAGAAUAACGGAUGUGACUGCCCUGAUGGUUGGACUGGCAUCAUCUGCAAUAAAACUUGUCCUGAAGGCACCUUUGGCAGGAACUGCUCUUUUACCUGUAAAUGUAAGAAUGGCGGCACCUGUAAUGCAGUAAGUGGAUCCUGCCAGUGCCCACCAGGAAUCAGUGGAGACAUGUGCCAGAAUGGCUGUCCUAGGGGGUUUUAUGGCAAACUUUGCAAUAAGAGAUGCAAUUGUGCAAAUAAUGGCCGAUGCCAUCGCACAUAUGGUGCCUGUCUGUGUGAGCCAGGCCUUUAUGGGAGAUUCUGCCACCUCACAUGUCCUAAAUGGUCAUAUGGACCUGGAUGUUCAGCUGAGUGUCAGUGUGUGCACCAGAACACUCACGAGUGCAGCCGACAGCAUGGAACCUGUGUUUGUAAACCUGGUUACCAGGGCAUGACCUGCAGUCAGGAAUGUGACAGUGGUUCUUAUGGCUUUGGAUGCAAAGCAAAAUGCCAGUGUCCAACUGAAGUACCCUGCCAUCAUGUUACUGGAGAGUGCCAACAUCAGUGCCCAGCAGGGUGGCAAGGCGAGAACUGUGACCAAGAAUGUCCAGGAGGGAAGUUUGGUCCUGGCUGCUCCAAGUCCUGUGAUUGUAAUGGAGCACAGUGUGACUCGGUCACAGGGCAGUGCCACUGUCCAGCUGGCAGAAUGGGAAAAGACUGCAGUGAAAAGUGUGAGAAGGGCUACUGGGGUUUGGCUUGUACGAAGUCAUGUCCUGCCUGUGAAAAUGGUGGGGAGUGUAACAAGCAGAACGGAACCUGUAUGUGUCAGCCAGGAUACAUGGGAAACCUCUGCCAGACUGUCUGCUCAGACGGCUGGUUCGGUAUUGGAUGCCGUUCACGGUGCGCUUGUGAGAACGGAGGCCGCUGUCGUCCUGUCUCAGGCCUGUGCUUGUGUAAGGAUGGAUGGACUGGAACCAGAUGUGAGAAAGUGUGUGAACCAGGGCGCUGGGGACCCAACUGUGUCAAUGAGUGUAACUGUGCAAACAGUUUGGGAAGCUGCGACGUAGUGACCGGACACUGCCACUGUGAUGCGGGCUAUACUGGGACCCACUGUGAGCAAAAGUGCCCAGAGGGUUCAUUUGGCCCAGGCUGCCAGAACCAAUGCCAGUGUGAGAAUAGUGCGGCGUGUGAUGCUGUGGGUGGAGCCUGCACGUGCUUGCCUGGAUGGACAGGAACAUACUGUGAGAAAACCUGUCCUCAUGGAUUCUUUGGUCUGGAGUGCCAGCAGAAGUGUGACUGCCUCAAUGGCGGUCAGUGUCACCAUGUAACUGGAGUGUGUCUGUGUCCAGCAGGCUGGUUCGGUCCCCAGUGCACCUCCAAGUGUCCGGAUGGCACCUAUGGCCCAGGCUGUAAUCAGAGCUGCAACUGCCACAAUAAUGCCAGCUGUGAUCAUGUUAAUGGACACUGCCAUUGUGAGCCAGGCUGGACUGGCCCAGAAUGUAAAGAAGAAUGCAUACCUGGCUUCUACGGGGUGGACUGCCUCCAGCAAUGCCUGUGCCAGAACGGUGGUCUUUGUGACAGAACUAAUGGGCACUGCGCUUGUACCAGCGGAUGGACUGGGAUUGCAUGUGAACUGGAGUGUGCCCCAGGUACAUAUGGCGUUAACUGCCAGCACAUGUGUGAAUGUAAAAACGAUGGCUUGUGUGACCGUCAGGAUGGGACAUGCUCGUGUCCAGCAGGUUGGCUGGGCCAGCAUUGUGAGACAGCCUGCAUGGCAGGAUAUUUUGGUCACGGCUGUGAGCAACAAUGCCAGUGUGAACAAGGAGCUCUCUGUGACCACAUCACUGGGGCUUGUCUGUGCCCACCUGGCUGGAGAGGACGCCGUUGUGAAAAAACAUGCUUACCAGGAUCUUAUGGGAUGGGAUGUUCUCAGCACUGUCUCUGUCCCCAUGGCACCUCCUGUAAUCAUGUAACAGGGGAAUGUGGCUGCCCGCCUGGCUUCACUGGCAUGAGCUGUGAGAAGACCUGUCAUUCUGGUACAUAUGGACUAAAUUGCAACCAGGUGUGCCAGUGUUCAGAAGCAAAUCAUCUGUGCCAUCCUGUUACUGGAAUGUGCUACUGUGCACCGGGUUACCACGGUGAAAAGUGUGAUAUAGAGUGUGAGGAAGGUCAUUAUGGGCCUGAGUGUGAGCGUAAAUGCCAGUGCCUGAACGACGGUGUGUGCCAACCUACCACCGGAUCUUGUGACUGUCCUCCAGGAUUCAUUGGACCACACUGCGAUAUCACAUGCCCAGCUGGGUGGUACGGACAGGACUGUGAGCAGGUGGCUGUGUGUGGGGAGGGAGCCAGAAAUGAUCCAGUCACAGGACGCUGCGUGUGCAAAACUGGUGAACGAGGAGUGGACUGUGGAAAAGGCUGUGCUCAUGGCUGGUUUGGGAAUGACUGUGACCAGCGCUGUAACUGCAGUAAUGGUGGUGUGUGUGAUCCUGUAACAGGAAACUGUACCUGUGGACUGGGCUGGACUGGAGACACUUGUGAUACUGAGUGUCCCCGAGGUUGGUACGGUGCUAACUGUCAUCAGCAGUGCGACUGCAAGAACAAUGCCACAUGCGACCAUGUGACAGGAGAGUGCCACUGCGCGUCAGGAUUCUAUGGCCAUCUCUGUCAGCAUGCUUGCCCUGCUGGAUUGUACGGUCAGCACUGCCAGUUUCUUUGUGACUGCCAUGGAAAGGCUCAGUGUGAGCCUGGGACGGGGCGCUGUAUCUGUCCUCCGGGAUAUCAGGGGGAUCGCUGUGAGAGAGUGUGUGAACAGGGCAGGUUCGGGUCUGGCUGUUCUGAAUUGUGUGACUGUGAUGAAGAGACACCAUGUGACCCUGUGACCGGCAAGUGCCUGUGUGGACCAGGGAGGAUGGGAACCCGCUGUGAUAUAAGCUGUGCAGUGAAUCGCUAUGGGCCGGAGUGUUCAGAAAGCUGCGAGUGUGGAAACAGAGCACAGUGCAAUCCACGAAAUGGACAGUGCACCUGUCUAAAUGGCUGGAUAGGACCAAACUGUCUAGAAGACAGCAUAAUCACAUCUACUCAUCAACAUCACAGAAGCAAAAGGAAGAAUGAGACACAACUAAGUCCUCCAGAAUAACAACAACACUUCCUUUUUUUUUUUUAUACAAAUGUAGGCUUACAGCAAGCCAAACAGUUGCACUACAGAACUGUCUUUGGGACAGAAAGUGUAAUAUUUUCAUUCACUUCCUGAGCAAACUUGAUUUUUCUUGAUUUUCUAUUAUUUUUUAAAUAUAUACUGUAUAUUUACCAAAAAUGCAUACAUGUGAGCAUAGUAAGUCUCGCUGAGAAGUGUCUAACUUUGACUAAUUUUAACAGUACAUACGGGGACACUUUUGUCUUUGAAUUUUGGACUGUAAUUAAGAAAGUGUAAAGCUGUUAAAAGAUUUUCAAAAUGAUUUCCACCAGAUGUUGCUUGUAAUGACUGCUACAACUCAGGCAGUUUUCAUUGUUCCUGUCAGACCUGUACAGGGUGUCAAGGGGGCACAGAGGGUAGACGUGUUCUUGGAACCUGGGCUCAAUCCUUGCCUCCCGUCACUGUCUAUGAAGAGUUUCACUCGUUCUUGUAUGUUUUGUAUAUUUCAGGUACAUUUAUGAGUGUAUUUCUGAUUUGCCCCACCACGAUCAUGACCUGAAUUUAGUCAUUCAUUUUAUAAAUUCAGGGCAGCAUGGUGGCUUGGUGACUAGCACUGUUCAAUUUCCAGGUGGAGUGGUCUGGGUCCUUUCUGUAUGGAGUUUGCAUAUUCUCCCUGUGUCUGUGUUGGUUUCCUCCCACAGUCCAAAGACAUACAAGUGAGGUGAAUUGGAGAUACAAAAUUGUCCAUGACUGUUAUUGACAAUAAUAACAUGAACUGAUGAAUCUUGUGUAACCAGUAAUAAUCUGUCCUGCCAUAAAUGUAAUUAAGGUGUGUAAAACAUGACGUUAAAAUCCUAAUAAAUAAAUAAUAAAU
Messenger RNA from Trichomycterus rosablanca, 5410 nucleotides. RefSeq names its product multiple EGF-like-domains 6a (gene megf6a). The coding region runs from base 1 to 4539 and encodes 1512 amino acids. Gene Ontology annotation, molecular function: scavenger receptor activity; calcium ion binding. The transcript has 35 exons. Gene Ontology annotation, biological process: heterophilic cell-cell adhesion. The record is from RefSeq and is a predicted model, not a curated record. Lineage: Eukaryota; Metazoa; Chordata; Actinopteri; Siluriformes; Trichomycteridae.